AUGAGGAAUUUCAGAAGUUUGAGGCAUUUCCGGUGUUUGAGGCAUUUCAGAUGUUCGAGGCAUUUCCGAGGUUUGAGGCAUUUCAGAGGUUUGAGGAAUUUUAUAUGUUUGAGGAAUUUCAGAAGUAUGAGGCAUUUCAGAUGUUUGAGGCAUUUCAGAAGUAUGAGGCAUUUCAGAUGUUUGAGGCAUUUCCGGUGUUGGAGGCAUUUCAGAGGUUUGAGGAAUUUCAGAAGUUUGAGGAAUUUCAGAAGUAUGUGGCAUUUCAGAUGUUUGAGGAAUUUCAGGAGUUUGAGGAAUUUCAGGAGUUUGAGGCAUUUCAGAAGUAUGAGGCAUUUCAGAUGUUUGAGGAAUUUCAGAAGUUUGAGGCAUUUCCGAAGUUUGAGGCACUUCAGAUGUUUGAGGAAUUUCAGAAGUAUGAGGCAUUUCCGGUGUUUGAGGCAUUUCAGAUGUUCGAGGCAUUUCGGAGGUUUGAGGCAUUUCCGGUGUUUGAGGAUUUUCAGAAGUUUGAGGAAUUUCCGGAGUUUGAGGCAUUUCAGAAGUUUGAGGCAUUUCAGAGGUUUGAGGAAUUUCAGAUGUUUGAGGCAUUUCCGGUGUUUGAGGCAUAUCAGAUGUUCGAGGCAUUUCAGAGGUUUGAUGCAUUUCCGGUGUUUGAGGAUUUUCAGACGUUUGAGGAAUUUCAGAAUGUUUGA
This is a messenger RNA of Labeo rohita (rohu), 689 nucleotides long. RefSeq lists its product as uncharacterized. The record is from RefSeq and is a predicted model, not a curated record. NCBI's taxonomy places the organism in Eukaryota, Metazoa, Chordata, Actinopteri, Cypriniformes, Cyprinidae. The transcript is spliced from 4 exons. Bases 51 to 689 code for a protein of 212 amino acids.